UGGCGUCGCUUCUCUCGCCCUCCUUCCUGCUGCAUCAUCGCUGCUGCCCACCGCGCGCUGCUCCUGCCAGUGCCGCCCUCCUGCCCGAACCGGAUCGGACUGGACCGGACCCGCCAGUCGGGCCAUGGCCAAGCAAGAGCAGGUGCUCCAGCUGGAGCCGCAACACGAACUCCGAUUUAAAGGUCCAUUUACAGAUGUUGUCACUACAACCCUGAAACUCAAUAAUCCAUCAGAAAAAAAUGUCUGCUUUAAAGUGAAGACUACAGCACCUCGCCGCUAUUGCGUUCGACCCAACAGUGGUGUCAUUGAUGCUGGGACAUCCAUCAACGUCUCUGUCAUGUUACAACCAUUUGACUACGAUCCUAAUGAGAAAAGCAAGCACAAGUUUAUGGUGCAGUCUAUGGUGGCUCCUUCAGAUAUGACGGAUAUAGAGGGAGUGUGGAAAGAAGCUAAACCUGAAGAGCUGAUGGACUCCAAGCUACGAUGUGUCUUUGAGCUUCCAGUUGAGAAUGAAAAGCCUCAUGACUCUGAUGCAAACAGAAUUAUGUCCACAAGUGCAAUAAAGACAGAAUCCUCAUCUUUAUCCAAAUCGGUCAGCUCCUCUCUGGAUGAAGGUGAAGCUAAAAAGGUAAUGGAAGAGUGUAGAAGGCUUCAGAUAGAGGUUCAACGACUGAGAGAAGAAAACAGACUUAUAAAGGAGGAUGAUGGCCUCCGAAUGAGAAGAACCUCUCCAGUGGCUAGUGGACCUUCAACAGGUGCUACAGCUGUAAUGAAGGAAGAAGGGCCUACCACUCGACUGCUUGCACUGUCUGUUUUAUUCUUUAUUAUUGGUGUUAUUACAGGGAAAUUGGUCUUGUAGAAUCAGCAUGUGAAUGGAAUAUCCAUUCUGGUUUGAUCAAAAUGCCAUAUCACUGGGGUAGUAUUGAAUCAUACUGUGUUUAAAAAUAAAACAAAAACUCAUGAAAGAGUCUCACAGGUCUUGCCUUUAAUUAAUUAAUCUUCCCCCUCCCAUCUUGCACAGAUACUUUUAAUUUUAAUGAGAAAAUCAUAUCUUGCGUUGGGGAAACCAAGAAAAUGCGUGUUUGCGGAGACGUAGGAAAGAGUGAAAUCGUGCAGGGGUGCAGCAUAAAUGUUAAUUUGCUGACCCUUAAGUAAAAGUGCAUUUAGCACCUCUGUUCAGCUGUGUCACUACAGUUAAUGUGAAGCUGCCACCGCCGGCCAAGGAGACACCGCUCGUCUGGCCAUUAGGUCCCUCUCUGUCUGGGUGGUAUAUGUUUUCACAAUGUUCCCGUUACACUUCCAAACUGUAGUGGUGACAGCUCACAUGAUCCUGUCUGAUCCAAUCCAGCGCUGGCAUUUACCAGUUGGGUUAAUUUAGACCAGUGAGCUUCCUCCCCAGUUUGUGAUUGCUGCUCAUUUCCUCAUAAUAUUCUCAAGACUCCAUCCAUGCCAACUGUGGACUCUGCAAAAUCUUUUCACGCACUGUAUAUACAUAUAUAAAUAUAUAUAUAUAAAUAUAUAUAAAAUUAGUCAAAUUUAUCCUGGAAAUUGUACUGAUGAAACUCGGCUUGCAAGGAUGAAAUAUACUGGAUACUGUUUAGAUUUUUGUCCAAGAGGAUGUUUCUAACUGGCUGCCAUCUAAAAUCUAAAACAAUUGUCUUAACGGGACCACUUUGUGACUAGAAGUAGGUUUCGCUUUUUUUUCUUUCUGUUCUUUUUUUUUUUUUUUUGACAAAAAUGUCAAUGAAAUACUGUUGAAGUAUAAAUUAUUUUAAUGUAUUACAUGUCAAUUACAAAUUGUAAUAAAAUAACUUGCAAAAUGAAAUGAGUUCUUUCUAAAAAUUUAUAGAAAGGUGGAAAGUGUUAUUUGUGCCGAGAGGGGGUGACCUCCCCUUGCGUAUUCUGCAGAGACCAUCACCACAUUUGUCACAAUUGUCGGCAAACAGUUUGUACGUAUAUAAAUAACAAUCUUAAGAAAUUAAUACUCAUAAUUAUCUAGUCUAUUGCGUAACGACCGACCCUGUUGGACUAUGUAGCAUCUUAAUAAAUUAAAUAAAGCCCCAUACCUGCUUUGUUUCA
Polypterus senegalus (gray bichir) is the source of this 2079-nucleotide messenger RNA. RefSeq names its product VAMP (vesicle-associated membrane protein)-associated protein B and C (gene vapb). Gene Ontology annotation, cellular component: endoplasmic reticulum membrane; plasma membrane. Lineage: Eukaryota; Metazoa; Chordata; Cladistia; Polypteriformes; Polypteridae. Gene Ontology annotation, molecular function: FFAT motif binding. Bases 125 to 859 code for a protein of 244 amino acids. Gene Ontology annotation, biological process: endoplasmic reticulum membrane organization. The record is from RefSeq and is a predicted model, not a curated record. The transcript is spliced from 6 exons.